AUGGAAAACGGAGCAACUUCAAAGAGGAAAAGACUGGUAAAAAAGUAUCAAGCUCAUGCAAAAGUUAAGGAAUUUGAAAUGACGGAAGUAUCUUCUGCUGCGAAACUAGUUCGGAAUUUUAUAACCAAAGGUGAUAAAGAAAGUAAUCAAGCCAAAAUAACACAACAGCCUAGGAGAAAAAUUUCAGAUAUUGGAGACAAAUAUAGUAGGGAGAAUUCAAUGGAAGGGAGAAAUAAAACACUUGUAGACAAUGUUAUGAACCGGUCUUUGAGGUCUUCCCAUAACCAAGUGAGGAAUAAUGUUCAACUAGAAGAACAACCAAUUCCUAAGAAGAUGAAGAGCAAGGCAAAGUGUCCAGCAAUGGCUCUUGAUGCCUUUUUGCAUACAGAAGGAGUAGAAGUGGAAAGAGAAGAGGAAGAUGACUUUGAGUCAAUUGGUGAGGAUGCUGGAGCUACUGAAAAAGAACCAGCUAACUUGACAAACUUAAAAAAUAACUUAAAGCGUCCAGCCAUGACUCUUGAUGCUUUUUUGGGUGACCAAGGAAUUCAUGUGGAAAGAGAAGAGGAACAUAAUGAAGUUCCAACUACUGAGGAUGCUAGAUCUAGGCCAUCCCCGAAUAAUGGAGAAAAUGUUCAUAUCCCCUCUGAGAAAGAUUAUAUUGGUGAACAUGAAAGUGACAAUUUUGAUGUAGAAGGGGAUCAAGUUAUGGAAGAGGCUCAUGUAGAAGAUACUUCAAAGGUUAAAAAGACUCGUGGAAAAACAAGAUGCCUAAAGAUUUAUGCAAGAACUUGGGAAGAAAGGGAGGAAGUGACUUUUGAUCAGGGAGCAGCCGUGGGGCCAACAGCUCAAAGAUCAAAGUUCAUUCUUCCAAAAUCUUCAAAGUUAUGGGUGAUGACUGGUGUUCAAGGAGCAUGGAAGCGUUACAAAACAAGAAUAAAAAAGAAGCAUUUUGAACCAUAUUCUGGAAAUAUUGAGGAUAUGUUGGUGAAUCGUCCUUUGGAAAUUCCAGAAAUACAAUUUCGGAAGCUAAUUGCAUAUUGGAGUAUUCCAACUGUCAAAGCCAUGUGUGUUAUAAAUUCUGAAAAUCGCAAGAAGCAACAAUGGAGGCAUAAAAUGGGCCCAAUCAAUUUUGCAAGAGUGCGUGUUGAUUUGCGUGAGAAAAAAGAGAACAAAGAGGAACCAAAUCAAGCUGAAAUGUUUGUUGCAACUCGGAAUGGACUAAAAGGGAAAACACUUGAUGUAGAAACACAAGCUGUUAUUUAUCUACUUUAUGGCUAUUUUGUGGUUGUCAUGGUUGCUGACUUGCUGCUUUCUAUGUUUUGUGGUAUCUAUUUUGUGGCUGUUUCAUGGGCUGUUUCAUGGCUGAUUUAG
Arachis stenosperma is the source of this 1371-nucleotide messenger RNA. RefSeq lists its product as uncharacterized. The transcript is spliced from 6 exons. The coding region runs from base 1 to 1371 and encodes 456 amino acids. Lineage: Eukaryota; Viridiplantae; Streptophyta; Magnoliopsida; Fabales; Fabaceae. The record is from RefSeq and is a predicted model, not a curated record.